Trichomonas vaginalis G3 is the source of this 222-nucleotide messenger RNA. Its product is annotated as flavodoxin-like fold. The record is from RefSeq and is a predicted model, not a curated record. The transcript has a single exon. Bases 1 to 222 code for a protein of 73 amino acids. Lineage: Eukaryota; Parabasalia; Trichomonadida; Trichomonadidae.
AUGUCUUUAUUACUGAAAUAUAUUGAUGCUCCACCUCAAAAUCCAAUUGAUUUCAAAAUUCCAUUGAGUGAUCCUAUGGACUGGCCAUUAAUUCCAUCCAUUCAAGAUCUAAAAAUUAAUAUACCUAAGUUGCGUACUGAGGGACUGCGCGCCUCCGUACACCACUUAGCGGUUUUGACACUUUACGAAACCAGUAACGUAUAUUUUACAACACAACCAUAA